AUGUAUAUAUUUUUUAUGAAGUUUCUUCAUAAUGUAUUUCAGAUAUCUCAAGAGACCCAAAUGGAUCAUGACACCAAGAUAUCUCAGGUGACUGAAAUCAACGAUGGCAUAAAGGUUUUGGCAGAAAACCAAGAGAAAUCUCAAGAUACCCAAAUGCUUCAAGACAAUAAGGAAAAGAAGCCUAUUGAGUAUGAUUAUGAUGCUGUUAAAGAUGUUACCAAGAAGAAAGAAAUAUGGAGACUAGGGGUGAUUUUGGAUGACAUGUGGAUUGUGUCGAAAGGAGAAUCUGAAGUGAUAAUGGAAAUGUUGCUCAGGGAUAUAAAGGGAUAUACUAUCCAAGCGACUGUGAUGACUGAUGAUAUUGAGAAGUGGAAAGAACAACUUGCACAAGGCCAGACGUAUUCUAUGCGUAAUUUUAGGGUUGCAGACAAUGAUUCACAAUAUAAGAUGACUCCUCACAAAUUUCGAUUAAUAUUUGUUGGUGCAACAAGAGUUACUGCAGUUGAAAUUCCAGAAAUACCAAAAACACAUUUUUACUUCAAGGAUUUUGAAGAGAUCUCUAAUGGGACUUUUCGCACUGAUCUGUUAGUUGAUGCUAUAGGAGUUGUUAACUCUAUUGGGAAGAUUGUUACUGCAACUACAACAAGGAAAGCUAAUGUCGCUUUUACCAUCAAAGAUCAGCGUGAUAAGGAACUUGAUUGUACUCUGUGGGAUUUAGUAUCUGACCAAUUUAUCAAUGGUUACAACCAACGAUCUAAUAAUGAUCCAUGUGUCAUCAUUAUGAGACAUGUUCGAGUCAGAGAAGCACAAGGAUCAUACCCCUUGCAAUUAACAAAUGUGUGGAAUGGAACUAAGAUUCUAUUUGAUACAUCGAUACCUGAAAUAGAAAAAUUUCGUGCCAGCUUGCCCAAGGAAACUGUUUAUGCGUCGUAA
Messenger RNA from Trifolium pratense (red clover), 933 nucleotides. RefSeq lists its product as uncharacterized. The transcript has 9 exons. Lineage: Eukaryota; Viridiplantae; Streptophyta; Magnoliopsida; Fabales; Fabaceae. The record is from RefSeq and is a predicted model, not a curated record. The coding region runs from base 1 to 933 and encodes 310 amino acids.